CCCGAAUGUCACGGGGAAGCAGGCGGGCGGAGGCUGUAGUAAUCCCUCGGUUGCUUUGCAGAGAUGGCGGCGACUACCGAGACCAUUUCACCGGACUGGGAGUUUGAUCGCUUUGAUGACGGAUCUCAGAAAAUUCAUGCGGAGGUACAGCUUAAAAACUAUGGGAAAUUUUUGGAGGAAUACACAUCUCAGCUUCGGAGAAUAGAAAAUGCACUGGAUGAUUCUAUUGGGGACGUAUGGGACUUCAGUCUCGAUCCUAUAGCACUAAAGCUUGUGCCCUAUGAACAGUCUUCCCUUCUGGAACUUAUCAGAACAGAAAAUAAGGUUUUAAAUAAAGUAAUAACUGUGUAUGCCGCCUUGUGCUGUGAGAUUAAGAAACUGAAGUAUGAGGCAGAAACAAAAUUCUAUAAUGGACUUUUAUUCUACGGGGAAGGAGCGCCGGAGUCAAGUAUUGUGGAGGGAGAUUCCCAAAUACAAAUGGGAAGGUUUGUCUCAUUCCUGCAGGAGCUGUCCUGUUUUGUCACAAGGUGCUAUGAGGUGGUGAUAAAUGUUGUACAUCAGCUGGCUGCCUUGUAUACUAGCAACAGGAAUGAAUCCAAGAUAAUUGAGACUUCUGGAGUUCAUUUCCUGACUAUGUAUGAGCACCUGGGCGAGCUGCUUACUGUUCUGUUAACCUUGGAUGAAAUCAUAGAAAACCAUGCCACUCUGAAGGAUCAUUGGACUAUGUAUAAAAGGUUAUUAAAGUCAGUGCAUCAUAACCCAGGGAAGUUUGGGAUUCGAGAAGACAAACUAAAACCCUUUGAGAAGCUGCUUUUAAAACUAGAAAGCCAGUUACUUGAUGGCAUGCUGUUCCAGGGUUGUGUUGAACAGCAGUUUGACUCUACCAAUGGAGGUGUAUCCGUCUCAAAGAAUGGGAUUUUUGCAGAUGAGUUUGCACAUAAUAUUCGCACAAUAUUUUCUAAUGUAGAAGUAAAACUUGGAGAAGCCUCUGAAAUUGAUCAACGAGAGAGAUACGUGGGUCUUUGUGGACUGUUUGUCCUUUACUUCCAUAUCUUCCGUACAGUGGACAAGAAAUUUUAUAAAUCUCUCCUAGACGUGUGCAAAAAGGUACCAGCAAUCACAUUAACAGCCAAUGUAAUUUGGUAUGCCGACAGUUUUCUGAUCCAAAAGGUCCCGGCUGCUGCCAAAUUAAUUGACCGGAAGAGUUUACAUUCCAUAAAAAGUCAGAGGGAAAGUUACCUUCAAACCAAGGCCCAGUCUUUAACCAAAGACGUGCAGUCAUACUACGUUUUUGUAAGUUCUUGGAUGAUGAAAAUGGAAGCCAUUCUGUCAAAAGAGCAAAAAGCUGAAAAAUUUGCAGAAGAUCUGACCAACAGAUGUAACAUAUUUGUACAGGGUUUUCUAUAUGCCUGUGGCCUUAGCAACAUCAUUAGAACAACAAUGAACUUGUAUAUGUCUAUGCAGAAACCAAUGACAAAGACAUCAGUUAAAGCACUGUGCAGACUCGUAGAGCUUCUCAAGGCUAUAGAGCACACAUUCCAUAGAAGAAGUAUGGUGGUCGCUGAUUCUGUAUCUCACAUUGCUCAGCACCUUCAGUAUCAAGCACUUACUGCCAUCGCUGUUGCAAAGAAGAGAGUUAUAUCUGACAAGAAAUACAGCGAACAACGCCUGGAUGUUCUAUCGGCCCUGGUCUUAGCUGAGAACACCUUAAAUGGUCCUAGUACAAGGCAGAGGAGACUUGUAGUGGCCCUGGCAUUGAGCGUUGGCACACAGAUGAAAACCUUUAAGGAUGAGGAGCUUUUACCUCUGCAACUUGUGAUGAAGAAGCUCGACCUCAUAAGUGAACUGAGAGAAAGAGUCCGAGCCCAGUGUGACUGCUGUUUCCUUUAUUGGCAUAGAGCAGUGUUUCCAAUUUAUCUAGAUGAUGUGUACGAAAAUGCAGUAGAUGCAUCCAGGUUACAUUAUAUGUUCAGUGCAUUAUGGAGCUGUGUUCCGGCAAUGAUGCAUGCUAGACACUUGGAGUCUUAUGACAUAUUACUGAAGUGCUAUGACAAGGAAAUUAUGGAGGUUUUGACAGAGCAUUUGUUAGACAAGCUAUGUAAAGAAAUAGAGAAGGACCUCCGUCUGUCCGUUCACACUCACCUUCAGUUGGAUGAAAGAAAUCCAUUUAAAACUGGUAUGAAGGACUUGGCCCAUUUCUUCUCUCUGACACCCAUCCGUUUCUUUGACCGAUGUAUUGACAUCAAAGCCUUCGUGACACAUUAUCUAGAUAAAACUUUCUAUAAUUUGACAACAGUAGCACUUCAUGACUGGGCCACAUAUAGUGAGAUGCGCAAUUUGGCCACCCAGCGCUACGGUUUAACUAUGACUGAACCUCAUUUACCAAGCCAGACAUUGGAACAGGGUUUGGAUGUUUUGGAGAUCAUGAGGAACAUUCAUGUGUUUGUAUCACGCUACCUGUACAACCUCAAUAACCAGAUCUUUGUAGAGCGGACCAGUAACAAUAAACACCUGAACACUAUAAAUAUCCGGCACAUUGCUAACUCUAUUCGAACACAUGGCACUGGGAUCAUGAGUACGACGGUAAAUUUUACAUACCAGUUUCUACGGAAGAAGUUUUAUAUAUUUAGCCAGUUUAUGUACGAUGAGCACAUCAAGUCCAGAUUGAUCAAAGAUAUUCGCUAUUUCAGAGAAGUUAAGGACCAAAAUGAUCAGAAGUAUCCUUUCGAGAGGGCAGAAAAGUUUAACCGUGGGAUCCGAAAGCUUGGCCUCACUCCGGAUGGACAAAGCUACCUGGACCAGUUUAGGCAACUUAUUAGCCAGAUCGGGAAUGCAAUGGGCUAUGUCAGGAUGAUACGGUCAGGUGGCCUUCACUGCUGUAGUAAUGCCAUCAGAUUUGUACCAGAUUUAGAAGACAUAGUCAAUUUUGAAGAACUGGUAAAAGAGGAGGGUUUGUCAGAAGAAACUCUGAAGGCUGCAAGGCAGCUCGAUUUUGUGCUUGGUGACCUAACCAGAAAUUCAGCAGAAGGAACAGAAUACUUCAAAAUGUUGGUGGAUGUGUUUUCUCCUGAAUUCCGUAGUGCAAAGAAUAUUCACCUCCGAAACUUCUACAUAAUCGUCCCCCCUUUGGCACUAAACUUUGUUGAGCAUUCUAUCAACUGCAAAGAGAAGUUGAACAAGAAAAAUAAAGUUGGUGCUGCUUUUACUGAUGAUGGGUUUGCAAUGGGUGUUGCAUAUAUCCUCAAGCUGUUGGACCAGUACCAAGAAUUUGACUCACUGCAUUGGUUUCAGUCUGUAAGAGAAAAGUACAUGAAGGAGAAAAGAGCAGUCUCCAAGCAGCAGAAUGUGCAGUCUAACAAUCAGGAUGAGAAGCUGCUUCAGACAAUGAACCUUACACAGAAGAGAUUGGACAUCUAUCUGCAGGAAUUUGAAUUCCUUUACUUUUCACUGAGCAGUGCAAGAAUCUUCUUUAGAGCAGACAAAACUGCAGCAGAAGAAAAUUUGGAGAAGAAGGAAAAGGAAGAAACUUCUAAAGCAAACAACGACAGUCUUUCAGUCAAUUCUGCUUCAGACUCAGUCAUGAAAUGAAGUACUUGCAAGAAAUUGUACUGUCCAGAAAAUGUCUCAUCUGUCAGCGUGAAGAGCUGUUUGCCCACAACGGUAAAUUGAAGAGACUGAACACGGACAAUGGGAAUCGCCCAAAACAGCAGUCAUGCCAGAUGCCAAAUAUUUUUAGAGCCAUGGCAGCAGAUGCAUAGAAAAUGAGCACACCUGGAUAUCUCACAUGGUGACCGCUACUGAUGAGGAACUGAAAGCCAUUAGAUGUAAAGAACAUGAGAUUUUCUAUACUUUGUGCAGUUUAACAUAAUGGAUAACAGAUCUAACAGAGCAGCCUCUCCAGAUCCAGCACUUUUAGCAAGCCCCCAGGGUUUCACUACAGAAGGACCUAAAAUAAACAUUACUGUGAAGAAAUUGGUAAUAACUUCUUAAUGUAUAUGAAGAAGCUUUCAAGUUUAUAUGAGCAGGAUGCAAAGGUGUAUAUGUGUAAAUGCACACUUUUUGUACAUCAAAUGUGUAUUGUAAAUGUCAUAUCUUCAGAUGUAAAAAUGUAUAAAAUAUAUAUACACAGCUGCUACCUGUCAGUUGUCUUCACU
Messenger RNA from Hyla sarda, 4154 nucleotides. RefSeq names its product WASH complex subunit 4 (gene WASHC4). Lineage: Eukaryota; Metazoa; Chordata; Amphibia; Anura; Hylidae. The transcript is spliced from 33 exons. The coding region runs from base 64 to 3588 and encodes 1174 amino acids. Gene Ontology annotation, cellular component: WASH complex; endosome. The record is from RefSeq and is a predicted model, not a curated record. Gene Ontology annotation, biological process: endosome organization; endosomal transport.